GAGAUGCAGGACCUGGCCGACGACCCGCUGGGCCAGUUCUCCGUGGGUCCCGUCGGGAACGACCUCUUCCACUGCCAGGCGACCAUCCUGGGGCCCCGCGACUCGCCCUAUGAAGGUGGCCUCUUCGACCUCAGCGUCGACUUCCCCAAAUCGUACCCCUUCCAGCCCCCGCAGAUCAAAUUCAAAACCCCGAUCUACCACAUGAACGUAGGUCCCUAUGGGGAUAUCUGCCUUGACAUCUUGGACAAAAACUGGUCUCCUGCGCUCUCCAUCUCAAAAGUUCUGCUGGUGAUCUGCGUGCUCAUGACGGACCCGAAUCCCGACGAUCCUCUGCGGUUCAACCUGCGAGACGAGUACAGGAAGGACAGCUCAGCCUACGAGAACCAAGCACGUGAGUGGACCCGCCAGCAUGCUAUGUGAUGCCCCCCCCUCCCCCCUUGUAUGCUCACGUAUGCUCACGUAUGCUCACGGGCUUGCCGACUUGGUGCUCACGUGAAUGGCAGAGUAUGUUUGCAAUGAUAGAAUAUAUUUAAGGUGAAACGAAAUACAGCUACAAAAUAAAGGAAUUAUUUGUUAAAAUAUACAUGAUGCUUUAAAGAAAUAUGCUCAUAAGUCAACCAAUGUAUACUCACGGUGAUAUGAAGAGAGGUGCUCAAGUCGUUACUUUGUAUAGGUUGGCAUUUGUUAUGAGAGGGAAGCAAGACGUAUUAUUUGUGAUCUUUUUUUGUUUGUUUGUUUGUUCUUCAAUUAUAGAACAGAAACC
Messenger RNA from Penaeus vannamei (Pacific white shrimp), 763 nucleotides. The record is from RefSeq and is a predicted model, not a curated record. NCBI's taxonomy places the organism in Eukaryota, Metazoa, Arthropoda, Malacostraca, Decapoda, Penaeidae.